AAAGAUAGAUACGUUAACUUUGUGAGGCUGUGAACCUGCUCUGCUAUCUUCUCAUCUCCAAUAGUUACCGACCCCAUUUAUGGCAGCAACAGCGCCACUCCAAACAACGCACUAAAUGCCAUUUUCAGUGUCUAUGGUACGGCUUUUUCAACUACCUCAUCUGUCUUGAUUCAACACACGUUCACCAUUGAAUUUCAAGCCUCAAAUUGUGCACAGCCAAUGACACCACACUGCAAAUGUUCCACUUCCCGAGGUGCUCCCUGAUGUAAAGUUGCGUUUUUAGCUCCAUGAACCAAGUUGAACACUGUCCAAGUUCGCUUUUUUCCUUCAUGGUGCUCGUCAAUUGCAUGCUGUUGAAUAGAGUUUUCUUCUGGGUAGUUUACUUUUGAAAGCUUUCAAGUUUGGAGGAUCUGUUUUGAGUCUUUUGGGUUUUUCAUCAAAUUUGGUGCAAGAUGUUCCAAGUUGAUACAUUGAGGUGUUCUUGUUGCCUUUGUUUUUGGGUUCUUUCAUGGUUUUUGUUAAUCCCAAACACUCAUGGAUUACAAGCAGCUCAGACCCAAGCCUUGUUGCAGUUAAGGAUUUAUCUGGAGUACCCAGAAUCUUUGCAAAUUUGGGAGAAUUACAAUGGGGACCUGUGUUUCCUUUCUUCAUCUGCAAACAUGAGCAUUAAAUGUGAAGAUGAUGAAGUAACUGAGCUUAAAAUCAUGGGUGAAAAAUCUGUGAAGCCAUCAUGGUUCAAUGGAUUUGCAGUUCCCAAUCAGACACUAUCUGUGAAUUUCUCUAUCGAUUCCUUUUUCACUACGUUGACUAGGUUGACCAGCUUAAGGGUUCUAAGCUUGGUGUCAUUGGGGAUUUGGGGGCCACUCCCUGAUAAGAUUCACCGUUUAUCUUUGCUUCAAGUUUUGGACUUGAGCUCGAAUUUCAUGUUUGGUGCCAUCCCACCAAAAAUAUCCACAAUGGUAAAGCUUCAUGGACUUACACUUGAUGACAAUUAUUUUAAUACCACUAUGCCUGAUUGGUUUGAUUCAUUGCCUAAUCUAAGUAUCUUGAGUUUGAAGAGCAAUAGUUUAAAGGGUUCAUUCCCCUCCUCACUGUGCAAAAUUAGGACACUUGAAGUUAUUUCCUUGUCCCACAAUGAGCUGUCUGGGGAAUUGCCUGGUCUCAGUUCUCUCACUGGCCUACAUGUUUUGGAUUUAAGAGAGAACCAUUUAGAAUCUGAGCUACCAUUGUUGCCUAAAGCAGUUGUCACUGUUCUUCUUAGCAAUAACUCAUUAUCAGGAGAGAUACCUAAACAGUUUGGUAAAUUGGAUCAGCUUCAACAUCUAGAUCUUUCAUCUAAUCAUCUCUGUAAGAUACCACCAUCUACCUUGUUCUCUUUACCAAAAAUCAGUUAUUUGAAUCUGGCAAGCAAUGUGCUAAGUGGGGUUUUUCCAGACAAACUUAGUUGUGGUAGCAAACUUGGGUUUGUGGAUAUUUCUAGCAACAAGUUACAUGGUGAACUUCCUUCUUGCUUGGCCAAUACUUCUGAUAGCAGAGUUGUCAGAUAUGCUGGAAACUGUUUAUCUGUGGAUGAUUCUCAGGGCCAGCAUAGAGGGUCUUAUUGUAAAGAAUCUAGCUCAGGAUGGAAGAACUUUAAGGCGUGGAAAGUAGCUGCAGUAGUGGCCAUCACUGUUGGACUUGUUCUUGUGCUUUUGGUGUCUGGAGUUUUCUUAUGGAAAAAAUGCCAUUCUAGAAACACAACUGGGAAAGAUGUGUUGCUAAAGAUUGUCCAAGAUAACUCCACAACUGGGGUUUCCUCUGAACUACUUGCAAAUGCCAGAUUCAUUUCUCAAACAGUGAAACUAGGGACACAAACUACUCCAACCUGUCGACAAUUUUCAAUAGAUGAAUUAAAGGAAGCCACAAAAAACUUUGACUCGUCAACUUUUAUUGGUGAAGGCUCCAGUGGGAAGCUGUACAAAGGUAAACUAGAGAACGGAUCCUACGUGGCAAUACGAUCUUUGGCUCUAUCCAAGAAAUGCUCAAUUCAAAAUCUCAAAGCCAGAUUGGAUUUACUCUCAAAGCUUCAACAUCCAAAUUUGGUUAGCCUUUUAGGCCAUUGUAUUGAUGGUGGUGGACAAGAUGACUCCAAUACUCACGAACUUCAUCUUAUAUAUGAGUAUGUACCAAAUGGGAAUUAUCGUACCCAUCUGUCAGAAUUUUCUGCAGAGAAGGCACUUAAGUGGUCUGAUAGAUUGGCAAUUUUAAUUGGAGUUGCGAAGGCGGUGCAUUUCUUACACACUGGAGUUAUACCUGGCUGUUUUAGCAACCAACUAAAGACAAAUAAUGUCUUACUUGAUGAGCACGGCAUUCCAAAACUAAGUGACUAUGGUAUGUCCAUCAUCACGGAAGAAAUUGAAAAGCUUGAGGCAAAGGGUGAAAAGCCAAAAUCACGCCUAAGGCCAAAAGCGGAGGACGAUGUUUAUAAUUUUGGAUUCAUAUUGUUUGAAUCACUUGUUGGACCAAUAGCAUGUGACAAAGGUGAAACAAUUUUCCUACAUGAAAAGGCAUCCUUUGGCAGUCAAGAUGGUAGAAGAAAGAUUGUGGACCCAUUAGUGUUGACCACUUGCUCUCAAGAGUCAUUAUCAAUUGCAAUAUCAAUAACAACCAAAUGCAUAUCUCCAGAAUCUUCAUCUCGUCCCUCUUUUGAGGAUGUCCUAUGGAACUUACAGUAUGCAGCUCAAGUUCAAGCCACAUCAGAAGCAGACCAGAAAUCAGAUUCUAUAUAGCAUCAUAGGUCCAAGUGUGUAGUGUAGGAAGCUCAAAACUAGAGCUUCUACUAAUCCAUUCCUUCUCAACAAUGUAGAUAGAAAAAUCAAGGAUCUAAAAGUAAAAACACAAUGCAAGUUCAAAGGUAUAGUUGUAAAAAUGUUCACCCCCAUUUCUUUUUCUGUUUCUUCUAGAGUUCUCAUAGCACAUAAUUAGAAUUCACAUACUUUUUAGAAAGAAGUAUAGAAGAGGGAAUUUAGGCCAAUGAAUCAAAUCAUGAACUUGACUAACUACUGAUAGGAUGAAUGAUCCUGGAAGAUGUUUGGUUUAAAUUGUAAUCAUUGUUGAAAUUUCUAAUGAAUGUAUGGUAGUAUAUCAUGUCAAGAUGUAAAUUUUUCUUUCAGUAUGGGAUAUAGUUGCCUUCAAUUCCCACG
Abrus precatorius (Indian licorice) is the source of this 3182-nucleotide messenger RNA. RefSeq names its product probable inactive leucine-rich repeat receptor-like protein kinase At3g03770. The coding region runs from base 453 to 2768 and encodes 771 amino acids. Gene Ontology annotation, molecular function: receptor serine/threonine kinase binding; ATP binding; protein tyrosine kinase activity. The transcript has 8 exons. NCBI's taxonomy places the organism in Eukaryota, Viridiplantae, Streptophyta, Magnoliopsida, Fabales, Fabaceae. The record is from RefSeq and is a predicted model, not a curated record. Gene Ontology annotation, biological process: protein phosphorylation.